Molecule: messenger RNA, 9070 nt
Organism: Perca fluviatilis (European perch)
Lineage: Eukaryota; Metazoa; Chordata; Actinopteri; Perciformes; Percidae
Gene: map4l
Product: microtubule associated protein 4 like
Exons: 17
Coding region: 171-3530 (1119 amino acids)
Biological process (GO): microtubule cytoskeleton organization; neuron projection development
Cellular component (GO): neuron projection
Molecular function (GO): microtubule binding
Source: RefSeq, a predicted model, not a curated record
GGCUUGUUUCUGAGUCCUGGCACCAGUCUGCUCUGCAAGCAGCGAAAGGUGGAGAGAUUUUCCCCCCUCUCACACUCUUGACUGUCACACACACAUACACACAGAAACACGUAUACACACAUACACGCGACCUGUGACUGAAACGGGACACAUCGAAACGUAACAGGACUAUGGACCUGAGCCUGCGAGAUGCUCUGGGUGGGGGUGGAGGUGGGGUCCCAGGUGGGGCCCCUGCUGAGGCCCUGCUGAAGAGAGACUUUGUGGCCUCACUGGAGAAAGAGAGCUAUGAUGACAAGGUGGGAGAGACAGUCUCCAAGAGCGACUACCGGCCCUUACUGGAUGGAAAGGACACCAAGAGCGGUCCAGGGAUGAUGUCAUCCAUGAUGUCAUCAGGGGGACGCCAAGACCCACCAGGACAGUCUGCCUUCAGCUCUGACUACCUGUCCGGUCCUAUGAUGGGUGGGAGGACAGAUCAAUGGAGCAAGACAAAGGACAAAAGCACGCCUGACUCAUUUCUAGGCUUUUCUCAGUCUGGGAUGGGAGGGACCACGGGGUCCAGCCUGCCACCGUUCCAGACCAGUAUGAGCUCCACUGUCGGCCAGACUGGGAUGGGUUCAGCUAUGGACACCCAGAAGAGUUCGGGCGUAUUUGGUGCGGAAAACAAAACCACCAGUAACACCAGCGGAAGCAAUCUGUUUUCUUCUGGUGGCCCAGGAAUCCACUCUAUGGAUCACUCUGCAGCUCCCAUCCUCUCUCCCAGCAGCUCAGUGGAUGACAGCAGUCUCACUUCCUCCGCCUCCGAACCCCUCAGCCCUGAGAGAGUGGGGCCGGGGGGCGAGGCUGCCAAGCAGCAGCAGCAGAGACGGCGAAAGAAGAAGAGGAAGGGCCACGACCAGGUCUACGACUUCUUGGAUAGCCAGGAGAAUAACAUUGGCCAAUCAGACAAGCAUAAGGGCGGACCGGAGGAGGAUGAGGACGAGGAGGAGAACUGGGAGUGGGAGAUCAGAGAGAGUGGAGGAGGGGGUAGAGUGAAAGGCAGGAAAACUAAGAGUCGGGCAAGACUUCCAGAGGAGUGGGGAGUGCAGCAGCCCAUCUCUCCCACGCUGGCUACAGUCACUCCUACCUGGGCUACAACUGCCAACUCUGGUCCUUCUGACUCCAGAGCUCCAGACUCCUACCACAGCCCUGUUUUGCCCUCUGCCCCUACACAAAUUCCCACAAGUUUCAUUAACCGUUCCCAUACUAGCCUUGCAACAGAUUCAUCUCCACGCUCUUACGAGCCAAUGUGUGUAGACGAUUUCCCUUUGUCUGCUGAAGAUGGUCAAAACCACAAUGACGAGAAAGUUUCGCCCAGCAAACCUGAACCUAAGAGCACAGCUGCUAGUGUUGCCAACAACAGUAGUUUAGGUGAAGAUGUUAGUGGUAGUCUAGCAUUGUUGACAGGGGACAAUCUGAGCCCAGUCUCCCAGACCUUCUCUUUCCUGGAUUCAGUCCUCCAGACCCCUCCAGGCUCCACUCCUGACUCACAGUCCACCACCCCUAUCACUAACACCCCCUCCCUUUCUACGGCUCCCCUGACAAAGUCCACCCCAACAGAAAUCGGCAUCCUUGCUUCACAAGCCGCUUCAGUUUUCAACCCUUCCAAAAGCACUCCAGACCUUGCUCCUGCUUCCGCUUUGUCCACCCACCCAUCACCGUUAGCCGCCGCAGACACACACCCUACAGUAACUGCUGUCGGAUCAUCCCUCAACGUCGAUGCCAAGCCUUUCGUCCCCUCGGCCACGCUCCUAUCCUCCGCAGCCGCACCCAGUACGACUGCACCUGCUCCGGUUGUUAGUGUAGCAGCCGCCACGCCCCUUAGUUCCUCAGCUUCUCCCUGUAAGAAUGAAGCCCCUCCCACAUCACCAUCAUCAGACACUCCCCCAAAAGGUGUAGCCACGACCUUUAGCUCAGCAACAGCCACUCCCUCUCCAUCCAUCACCCCCGCAGCCCCUCCUUCUCUCCCUGCACACUCAGAGCACCAGGAGUCCUCGUCGCCACAGCUCCCCCCGCUGGAAGUGAAAUCUGACAACAAGGACAAGCAGGAGAAGACAGACAAGUUUGACGCCUUUGAUAAGAAAGAGAAAGACGAUCAGCAGAAGAAGGACACUGGUCCGGACAAGAACCAGAAGUCUGAGAAGAUCCUCAAAGACGAGGAGAAGAUGGAGAAGAUGAACGCGGAGAAAAACAACAAGGCCAACGAGAAGGCAGAGAAGGUGGACAAGCCGGAGAAGACCAACAAGGAUGAGAAGAAGGAAGAGGAGAAGAAGCUGGCCGACAAGGGAGGGAAAGGGACAGCCAAGUCUCCAACAGGCAACAGCAGCAAGACCCUGCCCAGCCCUGACAGCAAGAGCAAGCCUGACGUGGGUUCCUCUAAACCAAACUCAGCUAAAUCCCGCCCAUCCACCCUCUCCACCAAUGGCGAGGCCAAACGCCCUUCCCCCACCACAGCCUCAGCCAAUAAAAAAAGCCCUGUACCCAAGGCGACCACACCCACCGCCGCCAAGCGGCCGCCAAACGCAGCUGGCUCCGCUAAGGCUGCCAAGACUCCAGAAAAUGAGAAACGCCCACCUGUGCCAAAGGCCACGCCCACACCCCGUGCGACUGCCAGUAAGAAUGGCUCCUCUGCGACUGCUGCAAGUAACCCUGCUGCGAGCAAGAAUGACAAGACUGAGAACAAGACAGGCGAGGCCAAGAAACCCAAGACUACAGCCCGUCCUCGCCAAGCCUCCACCACCACUCCUGCUGCCUCCACUAACGGCGAAUCCUCUCACCGCCGCCGUGUCAUCACUAAACCCCCCGUGCCCAAGCAGACCCCAAUGGAGAAGAAGCCGGCGGUGCCGCGUGCUCCUCGAACCCCCCGGCCCAUCAACGCUCCAACACCUGACCUGAAGAACGUCCGCUCCAAGAUCGGAUCCAUUGACAACAUCAAGUACCAGCCUGGCGGAGGAAAGGUCUCCUCCACCCCGAACAACAAGGCGUCGGACCCCUCCACCCCUGCCGCCAAGGCCAGAGUUCAGAUAGUGCACAAAAAGCUGGACUUCAGCCAUAUCACGUCUCGCUGUGGCUCCAAGGACAAUAUCAAACAUGUCCCUGGAGGUGGCAAAGUCCAGAUCCUGCAUAAGAAGGUUGAUCUGAGCAAGGUGACGUCCAAAUGUGGCUCAAAGGACAACAUCAAAUAUAAGCCAGGUGGAGGUGAUGUGAAGAUUGAGACCCAUAAGCAAAACAUUAAGACUAAGUCUAAGAUUGGAUCCAUGGACAACGUGGGGCCGGGCAACGGACAGACCAACGGACACAAGGAGGAGAAAACAGAGAAGACAUCUUCACCCCCGAGUGGCGCUCCGACAACUGGAUCAGCAGGUGUUGCUAAGGCAACAGCACCAGGAGGUGUUGCUAAGGAGAAUGGGGUGAAGGAGCCCACACCUACUCCUUUCGGGGGAGACGGACUGAGGGAGCAUAGCAUAGACAAACGCAUCACUGAGACAAAUUGAGUCCCAGUGACCUGUAGAUUUUGGUGGGACACGCAUGGCACUCGCCGACCUGCCAAUCGACCGAACAACCAACCUACCACGGCGCAGUCACCUCCCUUUGGCCCCGCCCUUCAUCUCGCUCCACCGCAGCACCGAACCGACCGAUCGCCUCUCAGUGUUUCUCUGGGGUCUGCCUGCCAGCUUCCUGCUACCAACCCUGACCUUUAACCUCUCAACGGUUAAACCUUUGGCCCUGCCUACCACAGAGAACAGCACCUGCUGUUUGUCUGUGUUUCUGUGUGCGGAGUUCCACCAGCUUCUCGACUGAUAAAAUUCCCUUGUAAACACUAAUUUAGAGGACUCAAACCCCAAAUUUAACAACACCAACGCAAUAAACCCUCUGUUGUAGUCAAUGCUGUAUGGAAGUAUACUGAGCAUAGCCAGUUUUUAAAUAUUUUACACAUAUAAGUGUAAUUACUGUUUUAACACGUGUUCUUAUAGUGCAAACACCCUGCCUCAGAACUUAGUCUAAUCUAUGGUCCCUCCUACAGGCCUUCACAAUUCAAAACCACUUUGAUCUUCAAAUCUUGCUAGCAGGCUUAUGCUAAUGCUACUAUUUUCCCCACCUCCAUUCCCAGUCCUUGUCCACCUAGCCCCAGACCACACUAACCAGCCGAGGGCCUGCUACCAGUCAGCAGCAGGGCAAAGUCUGCUUUAAAUCAACACGUUCCAGCCUCCCAGCCAGCCAGCGAUUAUUUCCGUAUCUCCAGCACUGCACGUUGUCACGUUAUAGGUACUUCUACAGCUCACUCAUCAAACAUUAUCUCCCAUUACAUCUCUCGGUAUCAUUGCACCAGUUUGUCUCACCCAAAUGUAUUACAAUAAUGCUUCUUUAUCUCUGGACUAUAUCAUGAUGCUCACCAUUAGCAGUGAUCGGUGCAGAGGACACGGGCUUAUGUAGAGGAGAGAGGAUGCAUUUGGAGACGUUUGGAAAUAGAUCUAAAGAAUGGAAAUAGAUCUAAAGAUAAUGUUCAGAGUCAGUGCUGAAGCGUUUAGGAUGUCAGGCAGUUCCUGUGUUUAGAAAAGAUGCAUUCAUCAACAGUACAGGCUAUAACAAAGCAGAUGACUUUUACCACAAUUAGAAACAUCACUUAAUGAUGUGAUGAGUAGGCGUAAAGUGAUGGGGGAGCUCUGUGGCUUCUCUGGGUAGCCUUGCCUCAAAAAGGAUUUGGCACUGAACACUUUACAGGUAUUUGAUCGUGAAGCCAAAUAAGUUAAGAUCACAGUAUUGAACCUUGAAGAGUGAUUACAAAUUCAAGCUAAAGGAGUGAUCUUGAACAGAAGUAUUUUUUAACCCUUUAUGAUAAGUGAAGUUAAACUUUUAGCUGCUGCACCUUUUUAGGCGUUAAUGCACAGUACACUGUAUGUAGCACUUCUCUAAUUGUGGACAGUGUGAACAACCAUGUCACAGGCUGCUGGGUAAAGACCCGGUCACGCCAGCACUUGAAAUGGCAAGAUUUUAUGGCAAAAAAAAACAAAUUAUUACAAUGGAAUUGGGAGGGUAAGUGAUCUUGCACAUGCGGUGAAAGUGAAACCGUGUAAAAUAUUCACAUCAUUGUAUUUGUUGACCCCAACUAGAUGGUGCUCUUGGUUUGAAGAAAAAGGCUCAAGGAAUGGUAAUUCUGUGCGCUUUCAACCCUUUGUUGAACAGAGAGCGCCAUCUAGUGGGCUCAGAAAAUAAAGAAAAUGGUCCAUGAAGCUAGCCAUCACUAGUAAACGGCACAGUAAAGAGUAAAUGUGGGGGGGGAAUCUGUUGUGACUGACUAGGCCAGGAUGUUCUCUGCUUGCCAGAGUCUUACUGUCUUACAGCUAUAUUUGUUUUACAACUUGCCCUGUUAUUAGUCCCCUACGUCACCAAGCUGCUAGGACCACAUGAUUCGGGAAGACGAAUGAAUUUCACCAUGUCAUAUUCUGGUGUGAUCGGGCCUUAAUUCACUAACACAAUAUUCUUUCAUUUGGAUUCACAUUAGCUUCACAAAGUUGUUCCCUCACUGUCUAAUCGCUUGGUCCCAAACCGUAUCGUUCUGUCCUGAGCUGUGUCCAGCAUUUUACAGUUCACAUGUGGCUAUAAGAGACAGACAGACGGACUGCGCCUUCUUUCUCUCGCGCAUGUGGUACGUCGUGGUCGUGUAACAGAACCGCACCCUCUUUUAAGUCCUCCCACUAGCUGGUGCGUCUUAGAAUCCUCUCUGUGAGACCUGCUAACUUUCUUCACACACAAACACACUUGCACAUAAGCACAUAUAUAUAUAUAUAUAUACAGAAAAGCACACACAUGCUUGUUAGUGUGCAUGCAUGCACACAUACACACACUGGCACACACACAUACACAGGAAUCGGCACAUAAACACGUACAAUAUAAUACACACAAAUCCGCACCCUAAAAUAAAAACGGUAUGCUAUUCAUAGAAGCAUUUGUCUGUUAAUAAAACCAACUCUUUAUUGUAUUUUGGUGGUCUAUGCUGAUAUUGUUAAAAAAAAUGAUGCGCUGUGUCGGUGUGUUGUUCCUAUCAUAGUCAUUGUCUGGCUUUUUUUUAUGUUUUUAUCAUAGGUUCACCUCAUCCCGCCUCCUUUUCGUCUGUUUCCUCGUCCUGUGUUUCACUCCGACUCUCUGACAGCAAUACAGUGAUCUUAGUUGAGAACGCAUCCUGUCACGUGCGCCUACACGUGACAGAGACCGAGAACGACCACAGAAGUUGACAGGUAGUUAAGAGAGUUCACUUGCAGGAAGUGUCAAUCAAAGGGAAUAAUGCUACAUUCAUGGCAAGUCUGAAGUUGGCAUUUUCUUUGCAACUUUUUUAAGUUAAUUUACAAGAGACUGUUCUGUAGAUUGAACCUGCUAAGAGCUACUACCAAGCCACUUUAGGUGACUUCUGCACAGAAGCAGAUGAUCAAGAUGAUCAUGUUUCUAAUUAUCUAGUGUGUCUAGCACAUAUUUUACUUCUAAAUAAAAACCUCUGUAGUGUAAAUAGAUGGAAGUAACUAGAUUUUUUUUUUUUUUUUUUUUUUUUUUACUUUUGUUGAGCUUUCUCUUGUUAAUUGUUUUGUAUAGUAUAUUACUGGAUGUACAAAAAAAUAUUAAAAUUCUCAAAGGUAAAAAAAAUAUUAUUUCACUACACUGGACAGCAGGAACUGUCCGGCUCCAAAAUGUCAUGAAUGCAGCAGUAUUUCAGCAAGGAAGAAGCAAGAAAGGCCUGCAAAUACUGUCAUUGGGACCAUCCAGUUUUCUUUCUAGUGAACAAAUAUGUACUUGUAAAAUAGAGAUCCACAGGUUAAGGGUUUUUUUUUCCAUUAAAAUGGUCGUAGUACAUUCAGACACAAAGAAAAUCUAAAUUAAUGGUUGAUGAGGAAAAUUACUUUUCUGUCUUAUUGAUCUUGUGUGGAGAAAAGACGCAACUCUCCAGCCCGUUUGCAUUGUUUUAGGAAAAGCAUUGUGUCAUUCAGAAAAAUGAGCAUAGAAGCAUCUAUCUUAAUGGAGAAGUCCCCAUCUACUCCCUGUAAUUCUAUGCAUUAUGCAAUUAACGCUGGGAUGGUCUCUGCUAAAACUAUGAAGGAUUAGUGACGUGUUUGUGGGGUGUUGCCGUAGUUGUCAGAUGUGUGAAGUGUUACUACUGCAUCCAUCCUGUAGAGAGCGCUGCUUAGCCUCUAGAACACUGAUAGUCUGGCUCUGAGACUUAACUAAGACUUAAGGCUGACUGAGAAACCUUACAUCACCAUUAGAGAAGCUUUAGUCGAGUUACAUACUGUUCUCAUUUAAACUACUUUUGAUGGUUACACUAUAUUAUUGUAUCUGGAACACUAAAUACGAUCAAAAUCAUAUUAAUUAUGUACAGUUCCCCUUCAAACUUAAAAGUCUUGUGCACUUUGAACACAGUCUUGUUCAUUUCUUGAUGCAUUGAAGUGAUGUAUAAGUUGCUUCACUGUAAACUGGUAAAACAUUGUCAGCUGUGUACUGUAAAUGUGUGCUUUUGGGAGCAUAACAGUCUUGGUAGUUAGAUAAAGUUAUGAUAAUCAAAGAAAAAGUUAUCAAAUAGUCAACAAUAAAGACUAGGCAUCUAAAAGCACUAUUUAAGCAUAUUUAAUAUUGUACUGUCCCUCCAAAUCAUUCCCAUGAGUUGCCCAUAAGUAAACAAAAGAUACAUGCAAUAUGUGUGGAUCAUAUGUGAAAGCGAAGAUGUGAAUUCUUCUUUGGGAAUAGAGGGACAAAGGGAUGAAAGCACUUUGAUAGGUGUAGACAUUGGUUUGUGCAUAUAACAGAGGAACAAGUUGUAGUCUUAAGCUUAGUGUAAGGGUAUGUUAUCAUAUGACGGGAUGACCUGAUGUUGUGUAUCUUGAAUGGCACAUGGGUACCCCUUUAUCUUGGUCAGCUUAGUGGAUUUUAGUGGAGCUUUGGUCAUCGGUGUUGUGCUAUUGUAUUGGCUAUGAUGGUUAAACACUCACCUCUCCAGUCUGCCCUCUUGUCGUUCCUGUCAACAGUCACUGCUUAUUACUUUCUGACCAAGCUACAAACGCAUAUUUCCUGAGUGGGCAGGUGGCAGUUUAUAGUCAGUUAAAGUAAAGGAUAAGUAAGGACAAAUAGUUGUACAUAAAUGACAAAGAUGCGUUUGAGGUCAUUUAGAAGCAGUGACAGCAUUAGAACGUCUACUUUUUAACAAAAAAAAAAAGCCCUGCUAAUCUUGGUCAACCCAACUCUUUUACAACCAAAUUUAAGGGAUCCUUAUGAAAAUCUUUUGUUUAUUUACAAAAUCAGCCAAAUUUAUACAUCAUUACCAAAUAUAAAAACAUUGAUAUUGGUAUAUGCCUCAAAAUUCUAGUAUGGGUCAGUUCAUACUUUACAUUCUGUAUGCUAUAGGAACAGCGCACAAAGCUGUCAAAUAGAGGAAAUUGUGGUUCCAGUCUGCCCUUCCUGACCAUUCAGAUAUUCAGUAAGAAGACCAAUGGGCCACCUUAUCCCUUAAAGUUAAGGUUUACGUUAUCAUUGAGGAUAUGAUUAGGUUUAAGACUAAAUUCAAGCUUUUAGUACUCAGUAGUAACCAGUAUGGUUAUUUGUGGAAUAAAGUUAACAUUGCAACUUUGCAGCUUGGGCAAAAGGUAAUAACCAGAGUGACUCUGAUGUCUGUUCACAACUGUUUGAAUCCCCAGUUAUAGCGCUUGAACACCACCCUUCCACUAGUAUCUCACGCUGUCCCUUGUAUAUAGUUUCCACCAUGUUUUUAUCACUCCAGAAGUAACUCUAAUUAAUUAAAAUUAAACAAAAAAAAGAAAGAAAAAAAAUCGUACUUCUUAACAGGAUGUUGUGGAUGUUGACAGAUGAGCUUUCACGUUCAUAAACCUGUUACCAUUGAGGUUAAUAAUGGUAUUAUUAUAAGAUUGAAAGCAUAAGAAAGGGAAAGUGUACUUCUUUUGUUUUUCAGAAUCUGCCUUUUUUCCGCCAAGAAAAGGGCUGCUGAAGUUUCAAGAAUGUUUUUAAACUGUAUUAAAGAUGCAAGAUUAUGAAUACA